This is a messenger RNA of Neoarius graeffei (lesser salmon catfish), 2739 nucleotides long. Its product is annotated as E3 ubiquitin/ISG15 ligase TRIM25-like. Bases 1 to 2739 code for a protein of 912 amino acids. The transcript has 8 exons. Gene Ontology annotation, molecular function: zinc ion binding; protein binding. Lineage: Eukaryota; Metazoa; Chordata; Actinopteri; Siluriformes; Ariidae. The record is from RefSeq and is a predicted model, not a curated record.
AUGGCAGAGGCUGGUAUUUCAGUAGAUCAUUUUUCAGUGGAUCAGUUCAGCUGUCCAGUGUGUCUGGAUCUCCUGAAGGAUCCUGUAGCUAUUCCCUGUGGACACAGUUUCUGUAAGGUGUGUAUUAAUGGCUGCUGGGAUCAGGAGGAUGUGAAGGGCGUCUACAGCUGCCCCCUGUGCAGAGAGACUUUCACCCCAAGGCCUGUUCUAUACAGGAACAACAUGCUGGCUGAAGUGGUGGAGAAACUGAAGAAGAAUGAACUCCAAGCUGCUUCUCCUGCUCACUGUUAUGCUGGACCUGGAGAUGUGGAGUGUGAUUCCUGCACUGGGAGAAAAUACAAAGCUGUCAAGUCUUGUCUGGUGUGUCAGGCCUCCUAUUGUGAAGCUCAUCUUAAACCUCACUAUCAGUCUCCUGCCUUUAAGAAGCACAAGUUAGUUGAAGCCUGUGCAGAGCUCCAAGAGAAGAUCUGCUCUGAACAUGGCAAACUGAUCGAGAUCUUCUGUCAUACUGACCAAUGCUUCAUCUGUUAUUUGUGUACGACGGAUGAACAUAAAGGUCAUGAAACAGUUUCAACUAAAGCAGAAAGAAAUGAAAAACAGAAUGAGCUAAAGGAGGAGCAGAUGAAAUCCCAGCAGAGGAUCCAGGAGAAGCAGAAGGAGGUGCAGGAGCUGAAACAGGCUGUGGACACUAUUAAGAUGCGUUAUCAGGCAGCAGUAGAUGACAGUGAGAGGAUCUUUACUGAAAUGAUCAGCUCCAUGGAGAAAAAGCGCUCGGUGGUGACGGAGCUGAUCAGAGCUCAGGAGAAAGCUGAACUGAAUCAAGCUGAACGACUCCUGAAGCAACUGGAGCAGGAGAUUGCUGAUCUUCAGAGGAGAGUCACUGAGCUGGAGCAGCUUUCACACACACACGAUCACAUCCACUUCUCAGAUCACGCCGCUAUUUUCCUCAUGCCUAAGUACAUUAAAAAACUGAAAGUGGAAGCCCCGGCAUGCAGGGAGGUGACGCGAUGGUCUAACCAAUCAGUGGCGAUCUUACAAGAUGCACUCAACAUCACCGAUUGGGAUUUGUUCUGGCACAGCUCUGGUGAUGACAUCAACGUGUUUACAGAAGCGGUGGUGGGAUUCAUUGGGAAGCUAGCGGAGGACUGCGCUCCCAAAAGCAUAGUCAGGACAUUUCCCAACCAGAAGCCGUGGGUGGAUAACACCAUUCGCGACACUCUGAGAUCACGCACCGCUGCCUAUAACACCGGGCUGUUAACCGGGAACAUGGAGGAAUUUAAGGCUGCUUCUUACAAUGUUCGUAAAGCAGUGAAGGAGGCUAAACGGCGGUAUGGGAGGAAGCUGGAGGAUCAUUUGUACCAGCAGGAUCCCAGGGGGCUAUGGCAAGGACUACAGAUCAUCACGGACUAUAAAUCAGCUCACACUCCUCUGAUGAACGCUGACAAAUCUCUCGCUGAUGAACUGAACAACUUUUAUGCCCACUUCAAGACGACCUGCAAACAAGCUGACGAUCACUGGCAAAGGGGAGAUGGCGCCACGGGCACAGAUAGAGGCUACUCAAACCCCUCAUCACCUCCUCCCUGCCUGCUACCCUGGAUCCACUACAGUUUGCCUAUUGUUCCAGCAGAUCCACAGAUGAUGCCAUUUCUCACCUACUUCACACCACCUUGGCUCAUCUGGACACCAAGAGGGGAUCCUACGCUAGACUGGAUGGGAGUCCUUAAAGUCCAACCUCAGACCAACCUCACACUCAACACCAGCAAAAUGAAGGAGCUGAUAGUGAACUUCAGCAGGAAGCAGCAGAGGGACCCAUCUGCAUCAACGGGGCCCAGGAGACUGAAGGACUUCAAACUCCCACUCAAGGUACUAAGAAACUUUUACUCCUGCACUAUUGAGAGUGUCCUGAGUGGGACCAUCACUAACUGGAUGGGAAGCACCACCAGGAGAGAUCAGCUGGCUCUCAGGAGGGUGGUUCACUCUGCUGAGAGAACCAUCAGGACCACCCUCCCUGACCUACAGGACAUUUAUUCCAACCGCUGCAGGGACAGAGCCAGGAAGAUCGCCAGCAACCCCAGCCACCCAAAUAAUAGACUGUUCUCCUUGCUGCCUUCAGGGAGACGUUACCGACAGCUGAAGGCCAACACUGAGAGAACGAGGAGGAGCUUCUUCCCUCAGGCCAUUGAACUGUUCAUAAUAAUAACAAGGAACAUCCAAUAUCUGACUCUGGAUCCAAACACAGUAAAUCCUGAACUCAUUCUGUCUGAGAAGAACAGAGCGGUGACACGCAGUGGGACAGAACAGAGAUACUCUGAUCAUCCAGAGAGAUUUGACUCCAAGUCUCAGGUGUUGUGUAAGGAGAGUGUGUGUGGACGCUGUUACUGGGAGGUGGAGUGGAGGGGUCUUGGUGUGGACAUAUCAGUCUCAUAUAAAGAGAUCAGCAGGAAAGGAUGGGGUGAUACGUGUAUGUUUGGAUUCAACAGUCAGUCCUGGAGUCUGGAGUGUUUUUCUUCCUCUGUCUGUUUCCGACACAACAACAUUAAGACUGUUCUCCGAGGUCCAUCAUCCUCCAGAAUAGGAGUGUAUGUGGAUCACAGUGCAGGAACUCUGUCCUUCUACAGCGUCUCUGACCCGAUGAGGCUCCUCCACAGAGUCCACACCACAUUCACUCAGCCUCUAUACGCUGGGGUCUGGAUUGGUUCUGACUCAACUUUGAGGUUUUGUGAGCUGAUGAAAAAAUGA